AUAAAAUCAAGACACGUAAGAAACAUUACAAAAUUUAGUUUACAAAUUUAAUUUAUAGAGUAAACAAGUUUCUUCAAUAAUUUAAUCUCUUGCUUUUUCCAGAAAAUUUCCGACUUCUGGCCUGUAGGGUUACCCGAAAAAGAAUUCCCAAUUCUUCCAAUUUUUUCCUCCUCUAUUUCUAUCUGCGAUUGAAUUUUGGUCUACAUCUUUCUCGAUUAUGGCUACUAGAGGCGGUGCUGUUCCUUUCAGAUCAAGCGAUGGAUUGAGUACUCGACAGGUGGGUAAUUCGGAUGAGGUACAAGUGAGAAUUGAUCCCUUGCAUGCCGAUCUUGAUGAUGAAAUCUUAGUUCUUCGAUCUCAAGUUCACAAACUUAGACAUGUAGCGCAAGAGAUUCACUCGGAGGCUAAAUAUCAGAAUGAAUUUAUGGAUCAGUUGCAAAUGACUCUUAUCCGGGCUCAAGCUAGUCUGAAAAACAACAUGAGGAGAUUAAACAGCAGCAUCGUGCGAAGUGGUUCUAACCAUGUAAUGCACGUUGUACUUUUCGCAUUAUUCUGUCUCUUCUUGGUUUACUUCUGGUCCAAAUUUUCCCGGCGUUGAGCAAGCGAGAAGCAAUAUCGAGUGGUUAAAAAGUUUCAGUUGUAUAUCCUUACCCGGCCAUGGAAAUCGAGUUUCAGUAUACCUCUGAUCUCUUUGUGUUUCGUAACAAUCUGUUCGAAGAUAUCUUACUUGUCUUAUUGUCAACGUUUGCAGAUUUUAAUAGAAUUAAAUUUGAUUCGCCUAA
This is a messenger RNA of Amaranthus tricolor (Joseph's coat), 782 nucleotides long. RefSeq names its product bet1-like protein At4g14600. The transcript is spliced from 4 exons. The record is from RefSeq and is a predicted model, not a curated record. Bases 218 to 598 code for a protein of 126 amino acids. NCBI's taxonomy places the organism in Eukaryota, Viridiplantae, Streptophyta, Magnoliopsida, Caryophyllales, Amaranthaceae.